Molecule: messenger RNA, 363 nt
Organism: Exophiala spinifera
Lineage: Eukaryota; Fungi; Ascomycota; Eurotiomycetes; Chaetothyriales; Herpotrichiellaceae
Exons: 2
Coding region: 1-363 (120 amino acids)
Source: RefSeq, a predicted model, not a curated record
AUGUCGGUGACCACUACGGAGAAUCAAGUCUCUUACAGUAUCGCGCAGACGCUUCGCGAGUACGAUGUCCACCAUUCAAACCAAGAAGCGGAAGACGCACCUCUCGAGACGCCGACCAACCUGCCAACAAGUCGCAAUCCGACAAACUGGCCAACAAGUCAUAGGAGAGUUCCGCCGUACCGUCCUGUGAACAGAAACCUGGACUUGAGCGUCCGAGGGACGGCCAACGCCGUAGAAGCGGCGUUUGUCUUUACAAUGUUGCAUGGAGUUUGGAUCAACGCAGCCGCUUCACAAUUCUGGAGGAAGACUGGCGGGCGCAUCAACGACAAAUACUUCAGAUACAAAAUAGGCGGGGAAUGGUGA